AUUAGGAAACUGGGCGCAACCAAGUCAAGGAGGGAAGGAUUAGAGAGCAAGAGAGCAAACGCAGGGCAAAGAAGGAAAGAGGGAGUUUUGAAGGAGAAUAACUUUUUGGUUUUUCAGUCUGAUUUUGAAUUAAAGGAGAACUUGGGGUUCUCACACUUUCUCCUUUUUUCUUUCCUUCACACUCACUCCACUCUUUGUCACCAGCUGCAUGGUCAUGAUCUGCCCUUCCAGCUCCUCCAUUGGAUUCCUCCUCCUCCUGAUUGGCUAUGCUGCUGCAGGACCCGAUCCUGACCUGCGGCCUCGAGCGGUGCGUUCAAGUGCCUGUCAGGAGCACACAAAUCUUCACAACCGCCUGGAUGUAGUGGAGAAGAAAGUAGAGGACACAGUUGAGAAGUUGGAGGUUGAGCUCACUACUCUUCUGGAAUCCAUUAAUGCCCCCAAAUGGCGCCCCCUGUUGGACAAUGCGGGGCAGACAACUGUGGACAUCCUGGAAGAUCCAGAGCAGAGAAGUCAGUCCUGAACCAAGCAGAUGUUGAUGGAGAAAGGACUUGAGAAAGCUAUUAAACUUUGAAUGGUGUAUUCUGUUUUCGUGACCUAAAUGUUAACUUUUACAGAAACUUUGUAUGCAUAUAUUCUGUAUGUCAAAAUGAAAUUUGCAUUCUAAAAGAGGAUGCUUGUUUUUGCA
Molecule: messenger RNA, 685 nt
Organism: Acanthochromis polyacanthus (spiny chromis)
Lineage: Eukaryota; Metazoa; Chordata; Actinopteri; Pomacentridae
Product: placenta-specific protein 9-like
Exons: 3
Coding region: 209-520 (103 amino acids)
Source: RefSeq, a predicted model, not a curated record